Molecule: messenger RNA, 3454 nt
Organism: Maniola jurtina (meadow brown)
Lineage: Eukaryota; Metazoa; Arthropoda; Insecta; Lepidoptera; Nymphalidae
Product: solute carrier family 12 member 8
Exons: 12
Coding region: 131-2092 (653 amino acids)
Biological process (GO): chloride transmembrane transport; chloride ion homeostasis; potassium ion import across plasma membrane
Cellular component (GO): membrane
Molecular function (GO): potassium:chloride symporter activity
Source: RefSeq, a predicted model, not a curated record
AAAUAAUCAAACGUAGCAUGUCCGCGAUACUCUUUGAUAAUGAAAAUAUAGUGCAUAAUUAGUUUGGAACUUUAUUUUUUUAUAUAAUUAUGAUCUAAAAAAGACCGUAGUUUGUAGUUUACACUUUACAAUGGAUCAGAACAAUCGGUCUAGACCAAUUGAUUUAGAUGUAGAUAGUUUUCGAAGUGAUGAACCAGAGUAUGACAGAGCUCGUAUGCGGAGACAAUCUGGUGGUUUUGUCGAUUUGGGAAAUGAAUCACAAUACGGAACGGGUGGGCAUCAAGCAUCUGGUGCGAACGAAAUUUUUGCUGAUGUACAGGGUGACGUGCCUUGGUGGAAAUCCAAUUUUUUCAUAUCGCAACCAGUUCUUUUUGGUACCUGGGAUGGAGUGUUUACAUCAUGUCUUAUAAAUAUUUUUGGAGUUAUUGUAUUCUUGCGGUCUGGUUGGAUGGUUGGACAAGCUGGCUUAGUGAAUGCAGUGUUAAUAGUCAUUUUUACAGUAUUUGUAGCUUUGAUCUCAGUGUUGUCAGCAGUGGGGAUAUGUGAAAGAUGCAGGAUAGAAAGUGGAGGAGUUUACUUUAUCCUGGCGCACACAUUGGGCUCCAGACUGGGAGGAGCAUUAGGAAUGAUUUACUGUUUUGGUCAGGCUGUAGGAUGCGCCUUAAAUGUGUUUGGAUUUGGAGAAUCCAUGGCAGAUCUAAUAGGAACUAAUGACUAUUCACCGUGGGCUGCCCGUGGGUUUUCUAUAGCUGCUGUAUUGUUACUGGGAACUAUAAAUGUUGCAGGAGUAAAAUGGGUUAUCAAGUUACAGUUUGCUCUUCUUCUGAUCAUAUUGGUGGCUGCUCUGGAUUUCUUUGUUGGUUCAUUUACUGCUACACCUGAUGCUGAAUUUAAAGGUUGGCUCAGUGGAACAAUGGCCAACAAUACUUGGGCUGACUAUCAAGAGAACUAUACAUGGUUUAAAUGUUUUGGUGUGUUCUUUCCAACCAUUACUGGAAUCCUGGCUGGCAUUAAUAUGAGUGGCGAUUUAAAAAAUCCUUCUAACAAUAUACCCAAUGGUUCUUUGGCUGCCAUAGGGACAGGAACUUUUCUUUAUCUAAUGUUCAUAAUAACACUAGCAGCGACAGUCAGUCGAGAUGCGUUAUUGAAAAACUUUUCCAUAACAGCUGAUAUCUCAGCAGUUACAGUUUUACUCCUCGCUGGAUUGUACGUGAGUUCUAUGAGCUCCUGUCUCGGAGCCAUGUACGGAACUCCGAGGGUUUUACAGAGUAUUGCUAAUGAGAGAGUUAUACCUGGUUUAGAGAUUCUUGGCCAUGGUAGGGGUCCUAACAAAGUGCCCAUACAUUCAAUGAUAGUAGUAGCAGUAGUGACAGUAACAUUCAUCAUCAUUGGAGAUAUUAACAAGCUCGCACCAAUAGUCACUAUGCCUUUUCUGAUCACCUAUGCUAGCAUUGACUACUCUUAUUUUGCUCUCGCCCAAACUUUUGAUUUGCAACAUAAAAGAGAAAUGAGAUUUCAAGGGCAGUCUCAAAGAGAUAUGCACGUGUAUGGCGCCACAGGCAGUGACUUAGAUCUGUUGUUUCCGGAAAGGAUACGACACAAAACUGUGGGAGAUUUCACUCCUUCCCCAACGGAUUCCGCGAUAAUGAAUGGGCGAGUGGCAAACGGCGACGCGCGGAGACAGGAAGUCAGUGUACACUCAAAAAAUAAAAAUUGGUACUCACACCUCUGCAAUAGAUGGCUCUCGCUGAUUGGAGUGGCAAUCAAACUGCUGCUGAUGGUUUUAGUUAACUGGAUAUACGCCAUCGGUUGUUUAUCCAUCCUGUGGCUCCUGUGGCUAUACAUCGGCGCUGCCAACCCAGCCGUGAAGCCCGGCCGAGCUUCAGAGUUUAGAUUCUUCCACUGGCUGAAAAUAGCUUUCCUUCAAGCUAUAGGAAAGCGGCCGUUAGAAUACGAACAAUUGGUUGUGACACCGAUGCAUUCGGACAUUGCCGUAGAGCAAGAGAGGCUCAACGAUGACAACGAAGACUUCGCCUCGCGCCGGCGCUACCACCAGUCCACAGCUCUGCAGAGUCAUCUUGUCAGUGUUUAAUGUUUCCAUUUUUACUAUUGUUAUUAAUAUAAUUAACUAUUUCAACUCUAAAUAUAUUUAAGUAAUCAUAGGAAUAUUUUGAUUCAAUAAUAAUUUAUACAUUAAUUGUGAUUUAUGACUAUGAAAAUCGUAUUUAUUGAUAGCAUGUAAUGUAGUAAAUAAUAUAAUAGAUGAACUCUAGAGCUUCGAUGAUAUUGACUGACUUUUAGAUGAUAUUUGCUUGGUUCUUUGUGAUAAUUUUACUAUAUUAAUUACUGCUAAUGAGUGACAUUUUUUUUAGCAAUUUACAAUAACUUUAAUAGUGAAAUAUUAAAUAUGUAAGUACUAAGUAUAUAAGAUGAAUGCAAGAGGUUUACUAUCAGUAAGCUUAAUAUGUAGAGCCUCUUCAUGCUAGCGUUUCUCCAGGGGGCGUAUGCGCAGCGCAGACGUUGUGACAACGCAACGCACGUGCGCGUUAACACUAAACGCUGUGCUGAAAAAAAAAGUUUUUUUUUUAAACUAUUUCAAAUUUGUAUUUACUAUUUUUGUUAUAUAGUUUUCGAUUGUAUUGACGCUGCGCUGUCUUCGCGCAUACGCCACACUAGCGCAGUGUUCAGGUGUGAAUGCGUCGUCGCGUUGUCGCGGCAUUUGCGCUGCGCAUAUUAUGUUCGACGAACGACGCUUGAGAAACGCUAGUGUGCAAUGGCUCUAAUAUAAAAAAGUUGAAACUUGGCACCUACUGAUACUAGCUACUUUUCUGUAAAAAGCUGGUUUGGACUGCAUUAGUACCUAUUUUAGUGUGAUAGCAAAUACAUUAACAGUUUCAUUGCAAACUAACUGAAAACUUAGCAGGUGUAUCUAUCAAUUGGGUUCACUGAUUUGGUUUUCGUGAGUAGUUGUUACCUUACAACUGUGACCAGGUUCUGAUAAUGGGGCAGGAAGGUGACCACAGGAACUCGGCUCUACUAAAUGCUAAGCAAAGUCCAGCAAGUGGACUCGUUGGAUUUGUCUCGACAAAUAGUGAUCAAGGUCUGAUGUUGGAACAGAAAGGUAAAUCGAUAACAGGUUUAUUAACCGUAUAACCAUACAUUUCAUUAGUUGGGGUGAAUUAAAAUAAUUUUUAAUUUAAUUUAUGGUUUUGUUCACCAUAACAUAAUAUGUAGGUACUCAAUUAAAAUAUAGUCCAGAGUCCAGACAAGCUUUUUAUUUAUGAUCUUGGACUAUAUAAAAUAAGCUAGUAUUACUAGUUAUCUAAUGAAUUAUUAUAAUAUUAUGUAAGAUUAGCUUUUACAGGUAGGUACCUACUAGUUCAUUUUGCAUAUUUGUCAACUAAAUCAAUUGAGAUUAGAAAGGAUUAUUUUUGUAAUAAAUUUUGUAAUACUU